CCAAAUCACAGAAACGUCACUUUUGAUUUUUGAUCAGCAGCAUGUACAGCGCGUCGCAAUGGGCGGCCAUCGGCCUUUCCUUGGUGGCGUGCGGCGUCGCAAUCUUCUACGCGGACGAGCUCUCCCGACUCAUCCCGGUGGACAAGGCCAGCUCGACGUCGGCAUUCACGGACGCGGAACAUGCCCUCUUCCUCGCGUCCAUGGAGUACCAUGCGCGUCCGAAAGCGCACCACACCAAGAACAGACUGGCGUUCUGCUGCUCCGCUGACGUGGACGUCAGCAUCCGCGCCACAGACCUCAUGGAAAAGUUCGAGCACAGUCAUGAUAUCGUGCCUCGUCACCACGAGCGGAUCAACUCGAACGUCGAACUCAUGGAGAGCUUUGGACACUACUUUUCCCAAGGCGCUGCCGCCGAACAGAGCAUGUCCUCUGCUGAAGCGUUUCAUCAAGUCGUGCAGCUGGCCAAGUCCAUCCCGACUGUGGAAUCGGCAUUAGGCGGGAACGCGGCUCAAAUGGCACAGCGCGCCGCGUAUGAAGGCUUCGAGGUGCUGCUGGGAGGUGCUGUGGGAACUGACAUGCGCACGCUGUUCCACCCGAACGUUCAAGUGGUCGGGAGCGUCGAGGACGGCGGCCAAGAAGACGUGCACCUGGUGCUCGAGUACGCCAAAGGCGACGCCGUCAACAACCUCGUGUCCCCCCGAGCCAAUCGGUACUAUCUCAACCACGACGUGUACAACGCCCGACUGUCGGUGCUGGAGGAGUUUGAUCAAGCUCUCACAACGUUCAAUCCCAACAUGGUGGUGAUUGGAGGGCUGCAAUUGAUGGAAGUUGACACCGACGAAGACCGCCGAUACAGCCGCUUGAAAGAUUUGUCGGCGAUGCUCCAGCGCAUCACAGCCACCAAGUCAACGCUCACGCAUUAUGAAUUCGCGGCGGCUUCAGAUUUCACAUUGUUUGACGACACGGUCAAGUUGGUGCUGCCUCAUGUGCAUUCAAUUGGAUUCAACGAACAAGAGCUUGCGAUUUUGCACCACUUUCUCAUGACAGGCGAAGAGCUCGUGACAACGUCGUCUCGACCGAGUGUGGCGACGGUGACCUCCCAGUUGGCUGACGUCAUCGCCUACGCCGCCCAAGCCGCGUCCAUCCACCAGGCAGACCCGGCGGCGGCCGCGCCGUUGCAUGGCCUCACGCGGCUCCAUUUCCACACGUUGCAGUUUCACAUUUUGUGCCAGAAGCGCGGCAGCGGGUGGGAGAACCCCAUGACGGCGCUCAUGCAGGCGGCGCUCAUCAGCUCCAAAUUGGCCUGUGGCGAUCGUUCCCGCGGGGUAAAAGGCGCCGACAUCUCCAUCGUCCCGUCCUUGGUCGAGAUUUUGCUCCCACGGUCGACGCCCCUGACGGCGUCCGGUAUUACGUGGGACAUUGAUCCGCGCUCUCCCACUGCCACGUGGACGGAAGGUACGAUGCUGAAAUAAUAUAUUUAAUUGGCAUCGUAAAAUCUUCGAUGACGGGAUAAUAUUAUGCUUGCUUUGUCUUAUUUUCAGGAUAAAGUAUUGGUUUGGGUACUGCGUAGUAGUAGUAUCAGCAGUACUGUGCGUUGGUCGUAUCGUAAUUUUGACCGCUGGGAGCGCACUAUAUAGUGUGACUAGUGUUCUAGUUGUUUGGUGGAAUAAAUCCUUAAAUGCAUCUGAUUGAAGUGUGGGGAUCAUACAAUUUUGUGUCGUUGUGAUUAAUAUAUAUAUAUAUAUAUAUA
Messenger RNA from Aphanomyces astaci, 1750 nucleotides. RefSeq lists its product as hypothetical. Gene Ontology annotation, cellular component: endoplasmic reticulum. Gene Ontology annotation, biological process: glucose metabolic process. Lineage: Eukaryota; Oomycota; Saprolegniomycetes; Saprolegniales; Verrucalvaceae. Bases 42 to 1472 code for a protein of 476 amino acids. The transcript is spliced from 7 exons. Gene Ontology annotation, molecular function: ADP-specific glucokinase activity. The record is from RefSeq and is a predicted model, not a curated record.